Messenger RNA from Wyeomyia smithii (pitcher-plant mosquito), 665 nucleotides. RefSeq lists its product as uncharacterized. Lineage: Eukaryota; Metazoa; Arthropoda; Insecta; Diptera; Culicidae. The transcript is spliced from 2 exons. Bases 52 to 456 code for a protein of 134 amino acids. The record is from RefSeq and is a predicted model, not a curated record.
AGCGGAUUUAAAAGAAGUUGGAAAUCGUCUGGCAAAUCAGUGUGACAUUGGAUGUCGAUCAGAAAAGGUCUUUUAAAACUCUAUACAAAAAAAAAAAAUUUACAAGAAAUCAUCAUGAAAACGAUCGUGUGCUUGUUUGCUCUCGUCGCAGUCAUUGCUGCCAGUUCUAUUCCGUUGCCCAUUGGUUCCCCGGUGGUGAAUCGAAAAGUGAGAGCUGCUGAAAGUGCAUCUCAGGAAAAUGCACCAGUGCAGGCUGCUGAAUCUUCUGCGGAUGAUAUGGAAGGCGCAGAAACUAUCGGAUUAGGGUUCCAUAAACAUAUACACGUUGUGCCUUCGUAUGGCGGUUACUAUGGCGGAGGUUAUCCCUACAAUGGAGGAUAUGCUAGAUACGGCGGAUACGGAGGAUAUGGUGGAUACGGUGGAUACGGAGGAUAUGGAGGAUACGGUGGAUACUGAGGAUACGGUGGAUAUGGUGUAUAUGGAGGAUACGGUUAUGGCGGUUACCCAUAUUACUAUUAGUGGUGUUCUAAACUAAUUGAAGUGAACUUCUUAGUGUGCAAUAUAAAACUGUCGACCGAAUUCAAUUCAAAUUGUAUAAAGUACAUUAGAAAUUAUAACAAUAAACAACAAGAUGUUGAAUAAACAUAAAUCGAGAAUCAUAAAAA